UCUGCUCUCCCCAUGCACCAAGCUCCGUGGGUCACGUACUCUGUGGGUCAGGUGGAAGUGUUGCCAGCGUUCCAGGUUAGCUGGUUUGUCUGCAGCUGUGUGCUGAAGCCAGAGAAGAGUUUUGAUUGUAACCCACCCACUUUGCACUGCCGAUGCAUGAUAAGAAUAUGCAAAUGUGGGUAGGGAGAGUGCAGAGAGCCAGUGAAGGUCUGGCAUCUCUCGAAGACAUCUGCUGAGCAUUUCGGUUUUUGCUGACUAGAUCCAGUGCCUUACUGUCUUUGAUUCAACUCUGCAAGGGGGAAACAAGAAAGCCACCCCAGACUCAGAAAGGGUUUCUGUGGUGACCUGAUCGUGCCUGUGAAGCAGAUUCCAUUCCAGUGUGCUAGAUCAGAGAAAGUGCAACAUUGACCAGAGAUGUACUUGAGCAACACUUUAAUGAUUUAAAAGGGACCUUAAAGAAGCUGUUGGAUGAGCGACUGAUGUCACUGCUGCAGGAAGUGGAUGUUAUAGAACAAGAGAGCAUCAAACCCUUGGAUGAAUGCCAGAAGCUGAUAGAGCACGGAGUCAGUACAGCCAACGAUCUGCUGCGGGAAGGAGAGAGUGCAGUCCAUGGAGAUGUGGGACAACAGAAUGAGAAACUUUGCAGCUUUACAAAAAAAGCCUUACAUAUUCAGCUAGACAGCUUACCAGAAGUGCCCUCUUUGGUUGAUGUGCCUUGUUUAUCUGCCCAGUUGGAUGACUGCCUUCUUACUAUAUUGAAAAAUCAAAUAUUCACACAUGGAACUGUGGCCUCUCGCCCACCUGUACAGCUGGAGGAGUUUGUUGAGAAGCCUGGAGGUAUUUUAGUCCGAUGGUGUAAGGUGGAUGAUGACUUCAUACCACAAGAUUACAGACUGCAAUACCGUAAGAGUACUGCCAGUCACUUUGAAGAUGUGUACGUUGGCUCGGAGACAGAGUUCAUAGUGCUGCAUAUUGAUCCUCAUGUUGAUUACCAGUUCAGAGUCUGCGCCCGGGGAGACGGUCGGCAGGAGUGGAGUCCGUGGAGUGUCCCUCAGAUCGGCCACACCACGCUGGUUCCCCAUGAAUGGACAACUGGUUUGGAGGGUUACAGCCUGAGCAGUCGAAGAAACAUAGCGCUUCGAAACGAUUCUCAGUCAUGUGGUGUGCUCUACUCCAAAGCUCCUACUUAUUUCUGUGGGCAAACAUUAACAUUCAGAAUUGAAACAGUGGGCCAGCCCGACAGACGAGACAGCCUGGGGGUAUGUGUGGAGCAGCAGAAUGGCUACGACUCUCUGCAGAGGGACAAGGCUGUGUGCAUCAGCACCAAUGGGGCAGUCUUUGUAAAUGGAAAAGAGAUGACAAACCAACUGCCUGCUGUUACUUCUGGAUCAACUGUGACAUUUGACAUGGAAGUUGUGCAGUUAGGCCCUUCCAGUAACGAGGCAGGAAACUUCAAGCUUCGAGUAACCAUCAGCUCCAACAACAGAGAAGUGGUCUUUGACUGGGUACUUGAUCAGUGCUGUGUCUCUCUGUAUUUUGGAUGUUCGUUUUCAUACCCAGGUUGGAAAGUUUUGGUGUUUUAGCAGUGAGUGAAGGGAUUUUUGGUUUUGCUAUAAAGUGUGAUGUUAAAACCUGGGAUUCCAUCUGUCUGAUGUCAAUCUUAACAAAAUCCUGUCUCUCUACUACUUGAACUCCUCUCUGUUGUACUUUGUACUGGAUUCAUUGACAAAAAAGAGUUGUGAAACGUCAGAUUUUUUUUUAUCUACUCUGGAAAAAGUUAGAAACAGGCAUUUGUGUAGGCAAAUUAAUUUAAGCACUCCAGAAGACCUUUCCCUUUUUCCCUCCAGACUUGAUUUUUGUCAGUAUUUCAUUGUACUCUAAUCUCAGGGUACAUGUGUUGUAUAGAAUUAACUUUGCUUAGUGCUGCUGUUCUGUGAAAUAAGCCUGUAAAUGUUUAGGGGGUAGAGGGGUGGUAACGGACCAAAGCUUUAUUUAUACCACUCAGAGAGCGGAGUCUUUAGCCCAGUGCUGUCCUGCUAUGCUUCCUUGUACACAAUGCUGCCUUAAGAGUAUGAAUGGAUGCACCAGCCACUCCUUCUAUGCACGGUACUGUUCAUUCCUCCAGAGCAAUAUGGCUCUGUUAUUAGAGGGCUGAGCCUUAGUAUCUGUUUACAUGUGUAGCCAGCCUGUAAAUGUCUCACUUAAGUGCCUUAUUUCCAGGUAUUUCUUGACCUGUUUUUUUGUGUUGUCACUUGGAAUAUAUUUUCUAGAGUAGUUGCAUGGUGAUGCUUACAUCAAGGUAGUGCAGGGGCUUGCCUCAGACUAGAUCAAUGCCUAGAGAAUGGUUGUCCUUACCUGCUCCAUCCUCUGUGGUUACAGUUCACCGUGUAGCCUGUCAGACACAUCUUGGCAAUUUAGUACUUGGGCAGGACAUGCAGAGGGUCAGCCACUGUUCUUCAGAACCCUUCUAAGACUUGGAGCCAACCUUCUGUCUGUUGUCCAAUGCAGGAAAGGCUGUUCUGAUGCACAGAUGCCCAAUAGCUCCCUUCCUGCAGCCACUGGGUGUAGGGUCCCAGCAUGGGGAGGGACAAGGCUGCCCAUGGAGAUCCACCUGGGAGAGAGGGGAGACAGCUGAAGGCAGACCCUGCUGGCACAGGAGUAACCUCUGGCAGUCAACAUGGAGCAGAGGGUGGUAAUGUAGUGCACUCUGCCAUGGAGUAGGAUGAGAUAGGAAAUGACUGUGAAUUAUUUGGCUUCAGAAGUUACACAGUUACCACCAUUUCCCCUAAGGAGCAACUGAUCAGAAUGAGGUUAUCAAAGAGAGCCUGUUCCUGCUCAAAAGAUGGCAGUACUACUGGAUUUAAAGACUAGGUUAAAGAAAUGCUCACUGAGGGCUUUCUUACCUCAAGUUCAAUAGAAAUUAAAAUCUAUUUUAGCACAUCAAUAGCAGUAUUUUUGUAAAAAUUAAGACAAUCAUUCUGCCCUUUUCCCUUCAAGGCCAACAUACUAUAUUAGCCCUUCAUGCUAGCAUAAAAGGCUUCAUUUACAUCAGAUUAAUAUCCCCCAUACUCACAUUGUCAGUACAAAAAGAUUAACCAUCCUGCCUGCAUUUUUUUCCCCCAAGAAUCUGUAGUAGGGGUACAAGAAUUUCAGAAAAUAUAGGCUUUUGGUAUUUAUACAAGAAAAAAGGCAAGAGCAGAUUCAAAUGUAUGCAAAGAACUUGCACAUGGCAGAUUUAGGUUGGAAUUUACUGUAAGGCAUGAAGUGAGGAAGACUGGACACCUGCAGAUAUAUUUUCCAGUGUUAGCAACAAAGCCUGCAGUAUUCUCAGUUUUUCAAGCUUAACUGUUUCACUAUUAGCAAGAUAAUACUGGCUUAUCCUGUACUUUCAGUGUUCCUUUGCAUUACCCUGUGAAGAGUAUUUUCAGUACUUUUGAAAUAUGGGUUUAUUUCCUGUAGCCAAGGAGGAUCAAACAGUGUCAGUCCUGGUGAGUGGGUCAGGCUGGCAGCUACCUUCAAUCUCAGUAGUGCUGGUAAUUUUACUCACACAUCCAGGUGUCAGGUACUAGUUGUCACUUAGUACUUUUAUCCUAUGGAAACUUAAAAUUGUGAAUAUCUACACUUCAGAGGUACUGACAGGUCAAGUACCUCUUUAUCUGCUUUUGAGGAGCUACUCAGAGUAUUGGUUCUGUGGGACAUUUGCUUGCCUGUUAGAAAAUAAAGCUUAAGCCUUGACUUCAGGUACUUCCAGAGCUGGUAAUGCCACAUCAGUUUGUUCAGAAUAUACAUACAAAGCAUCUUAAGCUGCCUGUGAAGGGCUGGAGGCCCUGGCUGCUCCCCUGGGGCUGAGCAGGGCAAUAGAAGAAAUAGCUUUUCUGCCUUGUGUGGAGCUGUGUUGAACAAGGGCAGCUUGCCAAUGGUGGGCUUUUCUGUCAUUUUAUUUGUUGGGUUUUUUUUUUUAACUUGGCAUAAGCCCAGCUGUCCAAAUUGCACAUCAGGUACUGUUCAGCCACCUCCUAGAGCUGCACCUUUUAAACCUGGGAGGGGCAAAGAGUCUCAAGGCAAGAGACCUGAGUAAAAGUAACAAAAGAUGCAAAGAAUCAGAAGGGGCUCGAAUUAGGAAGGUUGAAAUGCACUUCUUCCCCUGUGGAGUUCAGCUGGAGAAGACUUGAGACAUCUGGUGCAGUUUUUCACCUGCUCUUGGAGCCUUGCAAGCCACAGAGUGUUAACUGCUUAUGAAAUCCAAUCCUGAAAGUUGUUUUCUUAAGCUAGUACAUUCACUUACCUCAGAUGAGCCUUAAUGUGUCAAGUGACAUUUGAUUUUUUUUUUUUUUUUUAAAUAAAAGUUUUAUCCCUCACCAGUGUGUGGUCUGGUGAAUUAUUUACUGGGGCAAAGCUGAGCAUUCCUGCAUCCUGGGAACA
Colius striatus (speckled mousebird) is the source of this 4422-nucleotide messenger RNA. It is a transcript of the gene CRLF3, whose product is annotated as cytokine receptor like factor 3. The transcript is spliced from 8 exons. The record is from RefSeq and is a predicted model, not a curated record. Lineage: Eukaryota; Metazoa; Chordata; Aves; Coliiformes; Coliidae. Gene Ontology annotation, molecular function: protein binding. Bases 480 to 1583 code for a protein of 367 amino acids.